Cloeon dipterum is the source of this 1617-nucleotide messenger RNA. RefSeq names its product WD repeat and FYVE domain containing 2 (gene Wdfy2). Gene Ontology annotation, cellular component: early endosome. The record is from RefSeq and is a predicted model, not a curated record. Bases 26 to 1324 code for a protein of 432 amino acids. Gene Ontology annotation, molecular function: metal ion binding; protein binding. The transcript is spliced from 7 exons. NCBI's taxonomy places the organism in Eukaryota, Metazoa, Arthropoda, Insecta, Ephemeroptera, Baetidae.
CACUGUCAUCACAUGAUUUGCGAUCAUGGCGGCGUUGAUAAACCCUCUGCCAGGCAGCAGCGAAGACCGAUUUAAUGCAACCAGAAAGCCGGUGCUUGUGUCCAAACUCGAGGGCUGCAAUGACGAGGUCAACAUGGCCACCAUCAUCCCUGGUGAGGAUGGCAUCAUCAGCGUCUCGGACGACAGAACGCUUCGAGUUUGGCUGAAGAGGGACAGUGGACAGUACUGGCCAAGCAUUUGCCACUACAUGCCUUCAGCUGCGAGCUGCCUCUUCUACUGCCAUGAGACCAGGCAGCUUUUCGUUGGCAUGGACACAGGAGUGAUCUCUGAAUUCACGAUGACACCAGAUUUCAAUCACUUGGAACCCGGCAAACAGUAUACUGUGGCGCACGCUGGUCGUGUCACUGCAAUACACUUCUCGCUGAGCUGCGAGUGGCUUCUCAGUGCUGGCAGGGACAAGGCCUUCAAGAUGCACUGCUCAGAGACAGCAAGACAACUCGGUGGACACUUGGGACCGGCUUGGUUCACCUGCUUGCAGUUUGAUUCCCAGGCAAAAUACGCAUUUGUAGGAGACUUUUCUGGAGAAAUCGCUAUGUUAAAGUUGGGAGGAGUAAGUGGCGAUGGUUCAGGGACAAGUUCAGGAGGAGUCUCACACGUGACAACCUUGAGGGGCCACUCGGGCAGCAUCAGGGCGUUGGAAUGGUGCGCUGACAAAAAAUUGCUCUUCAGUGGCUCUUUUGACCAAAGUGUCAUUGUUUGGGACAUUGGCGGUCAGCAAGGAACUGCUUAUGAACUUCAGGGACACAGAAAUAAAGUCACUUCCCUAGCAUACGCAGUAGCUAGUCAACAACUAUUCUCUGGUGGAGAAGACUCUCAAAUAGUUUGCUGGGACAUGACAGUGAAAAGAAAAGAGACUCCUGACUGGUUUGAAUCAGACACUUGCCAACGGUGUGGCAGACCAUUCUUCUGGAACGUGCGAGCUAUGAUGGACCAAAAACAGAUUGGACUUAGACAGCACCACUGCAGACUGUGCGGCAGGGCUGUUUGUGACAAAUGCUCUUCCCCGCGCACGGCACUGCCCGAGUUGGGCCACGAGUUCCCAGUGCGAGUGUGCGAGCCAUGCUAUGCUACCGUUCGAGACGUUCCCCAGCACCCACUGGCUUCCUUCCACGAUGGAAAGCAUGUGAUUGUGUGUAUGGACAUUGAUGAGGCCAGGGAUCGACUCCUGACUGUUGGUCAGGAUAGAGUGAUUAAAAUCUGGGACAUUUCUACUCUUUUAGCAUGUCCUGUGUCCAAACACAACCCACCAUCAGCUGCCUCGUAGAUAGAUGAAAGUGAGACCAUCUUCAUAUAUACUCUUAACCUUCGCUGCUAAUUUAGGUGCAACUUUUGAUUCGUCUCGCGGUCUUUAUGUUAUUGUUAAUUUUUUAGUAAAUACCUAUUUUACCUUGGUUUUUGUAGGUUGCAGGAAUAGAUUCUUGCUAGCCUCUAUGCCUAAAAUAUUUUAUGCAAUCGCUGUUCCAAACUUCGAUCAGAUGUACACACAAUUGUUUAAUUGAGACUGCGAUUUUAUGGUGAUUAUUGAAUAGAAAUAUAUUGUGACCAUAUCUGAUUUCA